UUCAGUUUAAUUAUCAUACGAAUCGUUGUCGCUUUCAGUGAGGUAAAGGGUGACGAUUUAACUGCAAUUCCAAAUGGUCAGCGAGCAAGGGACUAAAAAUCAGGUUUGCCCGCAAAAGGUACCAUAUUCGCAAGAAAGCAGGAUUUCUACCAUUCAAAAACGACAGGAUACGUGGUCGACUUCCAAACCAAACCAAUUUCGGCGCAUCUACAACAACUUAACAAAAUUCUCUGCAAAAUUCUCUGCCAUAAAUUUUGCUUUGUAUUUCAUGGUGCUCAAAAACUUGUGAAACUUACUGUUCCCAAAAAACCCAAAUGGCGCUGGAGGGACUUGUUGAUUGGUACUGUAGGCCUGUGGAGAAUGGCAAGUGGGUGAUGCUGAUUCCAAAUGCUUUGGGGCCUUACACGCCUUGUGCAACUGAAACCCUGGUGGUUGCUCUGUCGCAUUUUGUCCUAUGGUGCUUGAUUUGUUACAGAAUUUGGUUGAUAAGGAAGGAUUUUUCUGUCAAGAGGUUUUGCCUGCAAUCGCGCUUAUUCAACUAUGGAUUGGGGGCUCUCGCCGCCUACAACACGGCAGAGCCACUGUACAGGGCUGUUAUGGGAAUAUCUGUGGUUAAUUUGGACGGUCAGGGUUCUCUUGCGCCUUUUGAGGUUGUUACUUUGAUAGUUGAAAGUGUCACUUGGUGCACUAUGCUGGCUCUACUGUGCAUUGAAACUAAAGUCUACAUAAGGGAGUUUCGCUGGUACAUCCGGUUUGGAGUCAUUUAUGUUCUUGUUGGCGAAGCUACACUGUUCAAAUUUAUUCUCACUCUAAAUAGUUACUUUGACAGGUCCGUUCUAUAUUUGUAUAUCAGCGAGAUCAUAUGCCAGGUUGCAUUUUGCAUAUUGUUGCUAUUUUAUAUUCCCAAUUUGGUCCCUUAUUCAGGAUACAUUCCUGUUGAGAAUGGAGCUUCCACUGUAGCUUGUGCAGAGUAUGAACCUCUUCCAGCUGGAGAGAAUGUUUGCCCUGAGCGACAUGUGAAUUUCUUUUCCAGAAUCUUUUUUAGCUGGAUGACGCCCCUCAUGAGAGAAGGAUAUAAAAGGCCUGUUUCAGAUAAGGAUAUUUGGCAGCUUGAUACAUGGGAUCAAACUGAGACUCUUUAUAAUAACUUCCAGCGAUAUUGGGAAGAAGAAUGCAAGAAGCCAAAACCAUGGCUAUUAAGAGCAUUGAAUAGUAGUCUAGGAGCCCGAUUCUGGUUUGGAGGCAUGUUCAAGAUUGGAAAUGAUGCUUCACAAUUUGUUGGCCCUAUUGUUCUGGCCCUUCUUUUGGAGUCAAUGCAACGAGGAGAUCCUGCAUGGAUUGGCUACUUAUAUGCAGCAGCAAUCUUUCUUGGAGUGUGUGUAGGUGUAUUAUCUGAAGCACAGUACUUCCAAAAUGUCAUGCGUGUAGGCUUUCGCAUAAGGGCAACCUUGGUUGCUGCUGUAUUCCGGAAAACUUUGAGAUUGACACAUGAGGGACGGACAAAAUUUGCUUCUGGAAGAAUAACUAACAUGAUGACUCAAGAUGCUGAAGCUCUUCAGCAAACUUGCCAACAGCUACACAGUCUUUGGUCAGCUCCUCUCCGGAUUGUUGUUUCAAUUACCCUCCUGUACAGACAACUUGGGGCAGCAUCUUUGAUUGGUGCAGCAAUACUAGUGCUUCUGUUCCCAAUACAGACUUUUGUGAUAAGUAGGAUGCAGAAACUAUCUAAGGAAGGGUUACAGCGCACGGAUAAGAGGAUUGGUCUAAUGAAUGAAGUAUUAGCUGCAAUGGACACAGUUAAAUGCUAUGCAUGGGAAAAUAGUUUUCAGGAAAAAGUCCAGCAUAUUAGGAAUGAUGAGCUCAGCUGGUUUCGAAAGGCACAAUUACUGGGAUCGUUCAACAGUUUCAUUCUGAAUAGUAUUCCAGUACUUGUUACGGUUGUUGCUUUUGGGGUAUAUACUUUACUUGGUGGUGAAUUAACACCUGCAAAAGCCUUUUCCUCUCUUUCCUUGUUUGCAGUGUUGAGAUUUCCACUGUUCAUGUUUCCGAACUUGAUAACCCAGAUUGUUAAUGCUAAUGUGUCUCUAAAAAGACUAGAGGAUCUCUUCCUAGCAGAAGAGAGAAAGCUACAACUAAAUCCACCCCUGCAAUCUGGUCUUCCUGCUAUAUCAAUUAAGAAUGGAACUUUUUCUUGGGACAGGAAGGCAGAGAACCCUACACUUUCCAAUAUAAAUCUAGAUGUCUCGAUUGGAAAUCUCGUUGCUGUUGUUGGGACUACUGGAGAGGGGAAGACCUCUUUGAUCUCAGCAAUGCUCGGAGAAAUACCAUCAAUGGCAGAUACAGAGGUUGUUGUCAGGGGAACAGUUGCCUAUGUGCCACAAGUUUCAUGGAUCUUUAAUGCAACAGUUCGUGACAAUAUUUUAUUUGGAUCCCCAUAUGAUCCAAUACGUUAUGAAAGAGCAAUCCAUGUCAGCGAAUUGGAACAUGAUCUUCAGUUUUUACCUGGUGGUGAUCUCACAGAGAUUGGUGAAAGAGGAGUGAACAUUAGUGGUGGGCAGAAGCAAAGAGUUUCUAUUGCAAGGGCUGUAUAUUCUGGUGCAGAUGUUUAUCUAUUUGAUGAUCCUCUAAGUGCACUUGAUGCACAUGUUGGCCGCAAGGUUUUCGAUACAUGCAUUAAGGAUGAGUUAAGGGGGAAAACGCGUAUCUUGGUCACCAAUCAACUGCAUUUUCUUCCACAUGUGGACAAAAUUGUUCUGAUCCAAGACGGGAUGAUCAAAGAGGAGGGAACAUAUGAAGAGCUCAUCAGAUAUGGGUCAUUAUUUCAGACACUGAUGGAGAAUGCCGGAAAAAUGGAAGAUGAGAUAGAAGAAAGCAUCCCCAACGGAGAUAAUGAACCGAAGGUUAUUGUGUUUGAGGGCAAUGGAGAGCCAAUGAAGAGUGAGAAAAGUGAAUCUUUCAAGAAAACAAGCAGUAAGACGAGGGAGGGGAAAUCAGUUCUCAUAAAACAGGAAGAGCGUGAAACAGGAGUCAUCAGUUUUAGUGUUCUUCAGAGAUAUAAAAAUGCACUAGGAGGCUUCUGGGUGGUUCUUAUUCUAUUUUCGUGUUAUGUGGCAUCUGAGGUUUUGAGAGUCUCAAGUAGUACGUGGUUAAGUGUGUGGACAGAUGAAAGUGCCACAAAGCACCAUGGAGCCAAUUUUUAUAACAUUGUUUAUGCCUGUUUAUCUUUUGGCCAGGUAAUGGUGACAUUGAUAAACUCAUUUUGCUUGAUUUUAUCAAGUCUUUAUGCUGCCAGAAGGUUACAUGAUGGUAUGCUCACUUCCAUAUUAAGGGCUCCGAUGUCAUUCUUUCAUACCAAUCCAAUUGGACGAAUCAUCAACAGAUUUGCAAAAGACUUGGGGGACAUAGAUCGGGAUGUUGCUAUCUACUCAAAUAUGUUUUUGAACCAAAUUUUCCAGCUUCUUUCAACAUUUGUUUUGAUAGGGAUUGUGAGCACCAUAUCUCUAUGGGCAAUAAUGCCACUUCUGAUCAUCUUUUAUGCAGCUUACUUAUACUUUCAGAGUACCUCACGAGAGAUUAAGCGCUUGAAUUCCAUCUCCAGGUCUCCUGUUUAUGCACAAUUCGGUGAAGCAUUGAAUGGUUUAGCUGCAAUCCGUGCAUACAAAGCAUAUGAUCGGAUGGCAAAGAUCAAUGGAAAAGCAAUGGACAAUAAUGUUCGUUUUACACUGGUCAAUAUGAGCUCCAAUCGUUGGCUUGGUAUUAGACUAGAGGCUUUGGGAGGUCUGAUGAUCUGGUUGACAGCAACAUUCGCUGUUUUGCAAAAUCAACGUGCAGAUACAGCUGCAUUUGCUCCAUUGAUGGGUCUACUUCUGUCAUAUAUCUUGAAUAUUACCAGCCUGUUGACAAAUACUUUACGGUUGGCAAGUCAUACAGAAAACAGCUUAAAUGCUGUGGAAAGGGUUGGAACCUAUACAGAUUUGCCUUCUGAAGCCCCACUUAUUAUUGAGAAUUGCAGGCCACCACAAGGGUGGCCUUCAUCUGGGAUUGUUGAAUUCAAAAAUGUAGUUAUGCAGUAUCGUCAAGAUCUCCCUCCUGUUCUUCGUGGUAUAUCUUUCAGAAUAAUGUCAACUGAGAAAGUUGGUGUUGUUGGACGCACUGGUGCAGGAAAGUCAAGCAUGUUCAAUAGUCUGUUUCGGAUUGUUGAACUAGAAUGUGGAAAAAUUCUCAUUGAUGAUUGUGAUGUUUCUAGGUUUGGAUUGAAUGAUUUGCGUAAAGCUUUAGGCAUUAUACCACAAUCUCCAGUUCUAUUUUCAGGGACAGUACGGUUCAAUCUUGAUCCAUUUGGUGAACAUAAUAAUAAUGAUCUUUGGGAGGCUUUGGAGAGGGCACAUCUAAAAGAUGUCAUCAGAAGAAAUGCUUUGGGACUUGAGGCAGAGGUUUCUGAGGCUGGGGAAAACUUCAGUGUUGGCCAACGUCAGUUACUAAGCCUUGCUCGUGCCUUGCUUCGGAGAUCAAAGAUUUUAGUUCUUGAUGAAGCUACUGCAGCUGUGGAUGUUGGAACUGAUGCCCUUAUACAGAAGACUAUCCGUGAAGAGUUCAAGAACUGUACAAUGCUUGUUAUUGCUCAUCGAAUUAAUACAAUUAUUGACUGUGACCGUAUACUUGUUCUUGAUGCAGGCCAGGUCUUGGAAUUUGACACUCCUGAGAAUUUACUUUCUGAUGAGGAGAGUGCUUUUAGUAAAAUGGUCAGCAGCACUGGAUUUGCUAAUGCACAAUAUCUACGGAAUAUAGCUCUUGGAGUCAGAGACACAGGAGAGCAAUUUGAAAACAAAGCAUUUGAAAAUAAAAGGAAGUGGACAGCCUCUGCACGUUGGGCUGUUGCAGCACAAUUUGCUCUUUCUUUGAGUUUGACUUCUUCACAGCAAAAUCUGCUAGCAAUAGCUGGAGAAGGUACCGAGAACAACAUUCUUCAAGAAACAAGAAAUGCAGCUCAGACCCUACAGGAUGUUUUGCAAGGAAAGCAUGACAGUGCAAUUGAAGUGGCACUGGUUCAGCAUCAGGUGCCCAGGGAAAAUUGGUGGUCCGCACUGUUUAAAGUCAUCGAAGGCUUGUCUGUAAUGAGCCGACUUGCUCGAAACAGAUUUAAUGAAGACGAAUUGGUAUUGGAAGGCAGGGACAUUGACUGGGGAAAUUUGAGUAUGUGAAUGAUGCCCAAUGCAUCGGGCAUUUUGGGUAUUUUAGUUAAAGAUAACUAUGGGAAGAGUAAUUAGGAAAGCUGCAGUUGAUUUCCAUGAGUAUGGCUCAUUGGAACUUAUUAUGAAUAUAGCCAAGGUAGUUUAAAUUGACACCAAAUGAUUGCAAUGAAUGAAAAACACCAUUGCUAAGAGAACACUGGUUUAAUGGAAUGAUAAUAAUUUUCAAUCUCCCUUUGUACUUUUCCCAAUUUCCUUGCCAGUUUUUUGCAGUGUUUCUCUGAGUUUCCAUGAUGGGAAGAUGCUGGGAUGGCAACAAUUUUCCUAAAUUUUGGGGAUGGUAGGGGACUAUAUAUAUACAUUCUCCAUGCG
This is a messenger RNA of Cryptomeria japonica (Japanese cedar), 5561 nucleotides long. Its product is annotated as ABC transporter C family member 2. The coding region runs from base 315 to 5201 and encodes 1628 amino acids. Gene Ontology annotation, cellular component: membrane. Gene Ontology annotation, molecular function: ATP binding; ATP hydrolysis activity; ABC-type transporter activity. Gene Ontology annotation, biological process: transmembrane transport. The transcript is spliced from 28 exons. The record is from RefSeq and is a predicted model, not a curated record. NCBI's taxonomy places the organism in Eukaryota, Viridiplantae, Streptophyta, Pinopsida, Cupressales, Cupressaceae.